Molecule: messenger RNA, 2769 nt
Organism: Biomphalaria glabrata
Lineage: Eukaryota; Metazoa; Mollusca; Gastropoda; Planorbidae
Exons: 3
Coding region: 141-1148 (335 amino acids)
Source: RefSeq, a predicted model, not a curated record
CAUUUUCGCGUCAUGCUAACGUACGAUGUAGGCUUCUACUUUAUUUCUGUAGUAAAAGUAGAUAGACACACGCUCUGUGAGGAUUUAGUUUUAAAGUUAAACAUAUAGACCUAAAUAAAAACAGAAUGUGACAAGCAUCUAUGGAAAGUACUAACUUCACAAGUGAACAAUUGCCGUUGUCCCCUCUUGAACUAUCGGCAAAAGUACGUCAGGACCAAGGUCUUCAUGAGGCAGAUGUCAGCUGUGGAGACGAAGCUGACUUAAGAUCUAUAUUUAGAACCUGCACCAAAAACCCAGAGCAUAUCGGCUUCAUCCCCGUGCAUCAAUUCGAGGCAUGUCACCUUCCGCUUCUGUACAGGGACCUGAACUUCGUCAGCUAUGUGCGGGCCAUGGCGGGCUUCGCCGUCAGAGUUCUCGUUCGCUGCAUCAGCACAAAACGACCCAAGGAGUACCCGGGAACGGAUAACCCUUACCCUUUUUACCAUUACAAGGGGGCUCAUUUUUUGCGCGUAGGAAGCGGAUGGGUGGAUGGAGCUGGGAUGACAUUUUUACCAGAAAACAACAGGAGGUGUCCUUGCCGGAAGUGCGCUGCUUCGGAGAAGCCGUCGUACACGUGGUGUCAGUUCUGGGUGCACACGGCACUACAUGUUGUGUACAACAGAGAAGAAGCUCAACACACACAGUGUGAGUUGUUUUAUGACAGCGAGACGUCACGUGACCUCGUUUCAGUUCUGGACGGAGUGGACACAGUCGGCAGCUGCCUGGAGGACACCUGCUCCAUCCUGUGUGUCACGCAUGACAUACAGGUGGUGGGCAAGCUCAACUUAAUGUGGGCAGAGCUGCACCAGCUCCAAGAGAGUAUGUCUAAGUCUCUGACGCGCUCAGACGAGAUGGGAAGACUCUCCAUCAUCGUCUCCCACCCCCACGGCUCCAGUAAGCGAAUCUCUGUAGGGGAGUGGACACACAGACAGAGCCACGGAGACGACUGGACACAGUACUACUACACCACCAAUACAUGCUCUGGUUCCAGUGGGGCCCCUGUAUAUCUCUUGGGCAAAGAAAGGGGGCUGCAGCUUGUCACAAACCAUCCUCACAGUGCCAGAUGUGAAGACAUAUCACUAAACACGAGUGGAAUUUGGUGGGAAUAGGCGUAACGAUUCUGCUAAGCUACGCCCAUGUCAGCUCUUAGCCUGCACCUUUUUAGUUGUUAACCGUCACAGAAAAGAACAGCAACUCCCCAAUCAUGAAAACAAGAAUUCGUUCGCUCCCUUGGCAUGGCGACUUGAGAGUUGAUAGGCCGAAUAGUCUAUAUCAUGUAAAAUCAUUGUGUUUUGAAUCUUUAUAAGAACAUCAAAACACAGGACAAGUUUCUGAUGCAACCCGCACAUGUAAUGCUUGAGUUAGAUUUUUUAGAUCGUUAGAUCUAUUAACAUGUAUAAUUCCUUUGAAUCUUUCUAGUAUCUUGAUAUGCUUAACAUAUUAAUACUGAAAUAAUAAAACAAAAAUAAAGCUACGCUUUUAAAAGAUAAAUCACAGACAUAUAUAUAUGAUAUCUACUAUUAUCUAGACUGGACAAGGAGAUCUUUUAACACUACAAAAAAAUGGCGUGAAAAUUUGUUUUUUAAGUUGAAAUGGUUGAAACAAAGUGUUGUUUUGUAAAGUAAUUUUAAGAAGUAAAGUUGUUUUUUUUUUCAACUCUAACCUGUGUGACUUAUAGAUCUGGAUCUAGUAGUUGAGCACUCUCGUCUCAUAAUUAUUAUUUUGGCAAUUUUUAGAUCCAUAAUCUAGGUAAUCAAUCUUUUUAAAUGUACAUAAGAUGACUAAAAUCAAUAGACGAGAAUUAUAUAUUUCAAUUUAGGAUUUUCGAAAUAUUAUCUCAAUGCAAACUAACAGGAAAUGGCUGUAUUUCAUUAAUUUACGUGAAUAUAUAGUUAUGUGAUUAAUAUAUGACAAACUAUAUAUAUAGGUCUGUGACUAAAUCAAUCGCUGAUAUGAAUUUGUUUCCGUUUUCCAGUCUAGAUAUAAUAUAUAUUUAUAUAUAUGUCUGUGAGAUAAAUGAUAAUGUUUAUGCACUGCAGAAUCAAAUUCCCUAACCUCUAUCAUAAGAUAGUUUGAGGAGGAAUCUUACUCUGAGUUAAAAGUUAUUUAAAAACAAUGGGAAACUUCUUUUUAUGCAUGCUACUUUACUUUUGUAAUCUUCUGUCCUAAUUUGUAUCAAAUUUAAGUGUAUUUAUUAAUAGAGUUGCUCUAGUGAAUAACAUUGUUUAAGUGAAUGCUGUAUACAUUGUUGCUGUUUUGUUUGUACAAAAGUGCAUGGAGAGUUUCCAGAUCUAGAAACCACUGCACAGUUCAUCAGUUCAUCACAUAUACAGGACUACUUGUCUGAACCCUCCAACAUGUCAUUGAGAACCAAAAAUAAGUUCUUUAAUUUGACGACAUUAUAUUCAGAUUGUUAUCCAAAGUAUAAGCUACUCCACAAGAGAAUAAACUUCCAAAACCUUGUUUGCAACAAAGGCCUACAUGUGUUUGUAGCUCUCAAAUUUGUAGUCUUAUUUUUUUAAAAUGUUUGCAUUGAUGGCAAAAAGUAAAAUUAAAAUGAACAGAAAUGUAAAAAUAUAAAAAUAAACAAAGUAAACGUUACCUUUUAUUUGUACAUUAAUUUUUGUAUUAACUAUUGAAAUGAAAACUACAAUAAAUAAACAGAUAUUAAAUAUUGCUACACUUAACAGAAAUGUAAAAAUUAAAAAAUAAACAUUGAAGUAAAUGUUA